Molecule: messenger RNA, 1043 nt
Organism: Aspergillus ibericus CBS 121593
Lineage: Eukaryota; Fungi; Ascomycota; Eurotiomycetes; Eurotiales; Aspergillaceae
Product: gluconokinase
Exons: 2
Coding region: 230-937 (235 amino acids)
Cellular component (GO): cytoplasm
Molecular function (GO): gluconokinase activity
Source: RefSeq, a predicted model, not a curated record
ACUAUCAGCAUUUAAUCCCUCUCUCUCCUUUAUAUAGCCGAUGACUCUAUUCCCUCGACUGGUAUCAUCUCUUCUUUCCGUUCUCUUCCUCGUCGAGUGACCCUUGCACACAUAGGCAUUCCUCCGUAUUCUCUUCCUCCUUCCGGCGGUUAAUCCCAAUUUAUCCACGGUUCACUAGGACGUCAUACCCAACUGCGCUGAACCCUACAACAUCCUCACUUCCGCCACCAUGUUGUCCGCCGGUGAACGGCCCCAACCCGCCAUGACCAACGGCACCGGAGUAGUAGAUACCACGCGCGGCCCGGUCAAAAGCCCACUAUCCAGCAAUCCCAACUCGAUGUGGACCAGCAAGACCACAGUGCCCCAGCCCGAGCAAGUCCAACACAUCUGGGUCGUGACCGGGCCCGCGGGAUGCGGGAAAAGCACCGUAGGAAAAAGCAUCCAACAAGCACUGGGAGUUCCCUUCCUGGAGGGUGAUGAUUUCCACCCCCCCCUCAACAAAGAAAAAAUGUCCACCGGCAUCCCCCUCACCGACGCCGACAGAUGGGACUGGCUAAUCUCCCUCCGCAACGCCGCCAUCUCGGCCCUCUCCCCGUCCGAAACCAACAACUUCCACCCCCCCUCCGGCGUGGUAGUAGCCUGUUCGGCCCUGAAGCGCAAAUACCGAGACGUGAUGCGCGUCGCGGCGUACGGAUCCCCCUCGGUGCAAAUCCAUUUUAUUUACUUGAAACUCGAUGAGCAGAUGUUGUUGCAGAGAGUCAUGAAUCGGCAGGCGCAUUAUAUGAAGAGUAGUAUGGUGCAUUCGCAACUGAGGGAUUUGGAGGAGCCGUUGGGGGAGUGGGAUGCGUUGACGGUGGAUGUGGGGAUGGGGAAGGGGCAGGGGGAGGUCCAGGAGGAGGUGUUGGGGUUGGUGGCGGGGGUUUUGGGGGGGAGGUGAUCUUUUUUUUGAUUUCUUUUUUCUAUUGUUUGUUUGGGGUUGGUUUUGGAUUUUGGAUUCUUUAUUUUGGAGGGGUUAUGGGGUGUGGUGUUUGGGGUUGAUUUAA